UAUAUACUUUCUACUUUUGUUUUUGAAUAUACUUAUUAAAUACAUACAUAUUAUCAAUAAUACUUGGACAACUGUGUUGUUAGAAUUCAACCUAAAUCAUUAGUUUCUCAAAAUUGUUAGGUCAAAACAAUUUUCAGAAGUAAUUUGUGACUAAUUUAAAACUUGUACCUUUUAUUUAUCCUUAUAGGUACACAUUUUGUUAAGUAUAAUUUAAUUUUAACGCUGUUGAUUAGAAAUAAUAAAUUACUCAAUUAAAAACAAAAAUUAUAGUUUAAUUUUAAAUACCUACACUGAAAGUAAUGCUGUCAAUUGAAAAUGAAAUAAACCGAUGUGUGUAAAGGAAAAUGUAUAGUUUAACUUCAAAUACAUUUUCUCAUCAAAAGUGUCCAUAAAAUAAAUGUUUAUAUCAGUCAAAUUGUUCAAUAACAAUUGUCAAAUAACAUAACAAUUUGGUACAGGUUAGUUACGUUCUUGUCAAAUCUAAUACACAAUUAACAAUGAAAGAAGUGUUAAAAGUGAACAUCUAUAACAGUUUUGGAAAACAAUGCUUAUAGUACAAUGUCAAUAUUGAAUUAAAAAUAUUUUGUGCUCGAAAAUUUUCUCUACUAUCCAUUAUGGCUACUGUUGAAGAAACUGAUGAAGCUGAACAACUUAGAUUCUUAGCAUUAAAAUCUAUGGUAAGAAGGUCCAGCAAAAAGAAAAAUAGUUCUAAUCCUGACACUGAUGAUCAAGAUAUAUUGUUACUAAGAGCAGCUGCACUAAAGACAAUUAAUAAUAAAAGUUUACCUGGUAAUAAAGAUGAAAAACUAGUACAAAAUAGAUUAAUCAAUGAAAAAAAAAGAAGUAUAAGUAGCCAAGUGUCUCCAUUAGCAAGGAAAAAAAACAUCAAACAGACUGAUAUAAAAAACAAUAAUUUGGUUAACAAUAUUACUUACAAUACAAGUACAGGUAAUACUUCAAGAGUUUCGAAACAUAUUCAUGAACAAGAAUGUAAAAGUAAACAUAAACUUGAAUCCCAAAGUAAGUCUGAAGUCAUUAAUAAAAAUAUGAAAAAAAUCGUAAGAAAUGGAAGUAUUCAGCUAUCAAAUUUGGAUUCCGAAAAAUUUAAUGAAACUAUGAUAUUGCAUAUAACAUUUAGUUCAUCAGAAAGCGAAGAUUCAUCAAAUGAAUGUGACGUAGUUCAAAAUAAGGAACUUAUGCAGAAGAAGAAUAUUGACAAUGGUGCAUUAAGAUCACCAGUUCCAACAAUAAAUGUUCAUAAUCAUGUCAAGGCUGCUGACGCAAAAUCAGAAGAUAAUAAAUUGAAAUUGAAUAAUUGUAUGCAACAAAUAUGUGGACUUAUGAGAAAUUGUGAAGCAGAAAUUGAAAAACGUAACCAACAAGUAGAAAUAUUAUUGAAAGCAUAUGAAAAAUAUCAAUCCCAUAAUGAAUCAUUGCGUUCCAUACUCCAGACAAUGAAAACAGUUCGUGAUGAAUUGUCAUUAUAUAGUUCUGCUGAACAUUAGUAUCAGUAAGGCCCAAGUUCAAAUUCUUACUAAAUAAGAAAAAACAUUAUUUAAUUGUUAUUAUUUGUGUUUGUUUUUAUUUGGCAUUUUGAAUUAAUUUACUACUUGUUAUUUUUAUUAUCCAAUUACAUACAAAUUCAGUAUGGCUGGGUAUUGUAAUUGGCAAUGUUCAUUAAAUUUUAUUGUUAAUGGCUAUAAUGUAAUACAUGAUGUAUAGUUUCCAAGUUAUAAAUUGUAUAAGUGUAUCUUAUUUUAUAUUAAGUUAAAAUUUCAAGUAUUCUAAAUAAUCAAAAUAUUGUAAGUAACGUGUUUUUAAAUAAAUAUUGAAUAUCCAUACAUUAA
Molecule: messenger RNA, 1847 nt
Organism: Aphis gossypii (cotton aphid)
Lineage: Eukaryota; Metazoa; Arthropoda; Insecta; Hemiptera; Aphididae
Exons: 4
Coding region: 615-1505 (296 amino acids)
Source: RefSeq, a predicted model, not a curated record